This is a messenger RNA of Monodelphis domestica (gray short-tailed opossum), 16466 nucleotides long. Lineage: Eukaryota; Metazoa; Chordata; Mammalia; Didelphimorphia; Didelphidae. The record is from RefSeq and is a predicted model, not a curated record.
UUGAGGGUGAGGGGUGUGGGGGGAUGGCGGAGACUGCGGGGUGUCCGAAAGGGGCGUCUGGCUGGGUGACCUGGCUCUGGGGUGGGGCAGGGUUUUAUUGGGGGUUAGAGGCGGGUAACUCAAAGGCACCGGCUACCCCCCAACCCCCCAAAUCCCCUCUAACUCUGCCGCCCUUGCCUGCGGGCGGAAGAUGGGGGGGAGCUCGCGAAGGUGAGGGUCUGCCGGCUGGAGUUUGUGAAACUGAGGCGCGGAUUCUAGGGGUGUAGGCGCGCGCGCGUGCAUUUCAUUUUCUUAAGUAUCCUUAACUUUGCGGGGGGAAGGGGCACAAGGUGUGCCCUGGGGCGGGGGAGGCCGGUGCCCAGCUACGUGGAGGCGCGCGCUGGGACUUGGGGCCAGAGCUGGGCCUGGGCUGCAGGCUGCCGAGCGUGCCACUGGCGCGCACCCCAUGCCCGCUCCACAGCGGGACUGGCCGAGGGCUGGAGGGGCAGCCGGAACGAUUCCCCCCACUCCCCAGACCGGCGCGGAUCGACGGUGCGCCGCCGAGGUGGGAAACGAAAAAGUGCCCCUCAUCUUCUCCUCCGGAACCGUGUUCCGGUGACACCGUCGGGGCUCCUCCGAAAGGCGUCCGCCUUCACCCCAAAACUGUAGGUGGGGGGAAAUCUUCGCUCGAGAAUGGUAAACAACACUGACAGACUUCAAGAAGCAUUUUGACUUUCCCCUCCUCAUGUAAAGUAUGCUCAGUUCCUUUCCAGUAGUUUUGCUGGAAACCAUGUCUCACUACACAGAUGAACCCAGAUUCACUAUAGAGCAAAUAGACCUGCUUCAGCGCCUUCGACGUACUGGAAUGACCAAACAUGAAAUUCUUCAUGCUUUGGAAACUUUGGAUCGUCUUGAUCAAGAGCAUAAUGACAAAUUUGGGAGAAGGCCCAGCUAUGGAGGUGGUUCCUAUGGAAAUAAUACCAACAAUGUCCCAGCAUCUUCCUCUACAGCCACAGCUUCCACACAGACCCAACAUUCGGGGAUGUCCCCAUCACCUAGCAACAGUUAUGACACUUCCCCACAACCUUGUACUACCAAUCAAAAUGGGAGGGAAAGUAAUGAGAGAUUGUCUACUUCAAAUGGAAAGAUGUCUCCCACUCGUUAUCAUGCAAACAGCAUGGGUCAGAGAUCAUACAGUUUUGAAGCCUCAGAAGAAGACCUAGAUGUAGAUGAUAAAGUGGAGGAAUUAAUGAGGCGGGACAGUAGUGUGAUAAAAGAGGAAAUCAAAGCUUUUCUUGCCAAUCGGAGGAUUUCCCAAGCAGUUGUUGCACAGGUAACAGGUAUCAGUCAGAGCCGGAUCUCCCAUUGGCUGUUGCAACAGGGAUCUGACUUGAGUGAACAGAAGAAAAGGGCAUUUUAUCGAUGGUACCAGCUUGAGAAGACAAACCCUGGUGCUACUCUAAGUAUGAGGCCUGCUCCCAUUCCAGUAGAAGACCCAGAGUGGAGACAAACACCUCCCCCAGUCACUGCAACAUCUGGCACCUUCAGACUACGUCGAGGUAGCCGAUUUACUUGGAGAAAAGAGUGCCUGGCUGUCAUGGAAAGUUACUUCAAUGAGAAUCAAUAUCCUGAUGAGGCAAAGAGAGAAGAAAUUGCCAAUGCCUGCAAUGCUGUCAUACAGAAGCCAGGCAAAAAGCUGUCUGACCUGGAACGAGUUACUUCCCUAAAAGUCUACAACUGGUUUGCCAACAGAAGAAAGGAGAUCAAGAGAAGAGCCAAUAUCGAAGCAGCAAUCCUGGAGAGUCAUGGGAUAGAUGUACAGAGUCCAGGAGGCCAUUCCAACAGUGACGAUGUAGAUGGAAAUGACUACUCAGAGCAGGACACUUGGCAAGUACGCAAUGGGGAGGAGGAGGAGGGACGAAGUUCUGAGGGAGGCAGAGAAGCAGAGAAGGAUGACAGCACUAGCCAUAGUGACCACCAAGAUCCCAUCUCGUUGGCUGUGGAAAUGGCAGCAGUCAACCAUACCAUCUUGGCCCUGGCCCGGCAAGGAGCCAAUGAGAUCAAGACAGAGGCCCUGGACGAUGACUGACUGACUGAUAGAGGGAGGGUCGAACACAAGAAGUUAACUUAGUUUUAGACGUAGCACCUUAGCAGACUUUCCUCGGUCCUUAAUAUGUGUUCUUACAGUAUAACUUUGCAGUUUCUUGUAUGUCAGUUAGCUGUUAGGGUCUUGUUCUGUGAAGAUGGCAUGGUGCCCUCAGCCUUUGCAUAUACUCUCUCAGUAUUAAUUCCCAGUAAAUAAUAACCAAUCAAUCAACCAACCAAACUUCCCUCUCCCAGCCCCUGUGGCCCGAAAAUCUUGCUGCUCUGUUCUGUCUUAGCAUUCCAAGAAAGUGCUUCCAGGUAUUUUAGAUAGGCCUUGAUUUUCAAAUAUUAGACUACAUGUAAAAUCUCGGAUAACCUUAGAUAUCAUGUCACACUAGUCUAUCUACCCUUCUUUCCUUCUCUAAGACUGAAAGGAUGCAAGCUGAGGUAGUGUGGCACAGGAUUGACAGACACCAUUUGGGAGUAUCCGCAAAGAGUAAAAAGAACACUACAAUCCCCACCUCCGUGUGAGAAUAAUGGAUUUCCAGCUGCAAUAAGCCGUGCCUCAUUAUAGUCACACUGUGGCUAGAUUAUACUUCUCUGGGUGCUGUGCUAAGAAUGUCAAUGGGAAAACAUAUUCACAGAUUUUGGUUGAUGUUAACAUGCCCAACACAGACAUCCUCUCCUAUCACAAGCUGUGUGACUUAGUGGAUAAACUACUGCCUUCUGCCUUUGGGACCAUGUUAAAAGCCCAGCUUGAGAGCACUGGGGAAAAUGAGCUGAAUGUCUAAUGGAAACUAAGUUUACUUCUUAGAACCACUAUACAUUAUGGGCGCCACUACUAGUGCCUGACCGGAAAAGAUCCAGGAUUCACCAUCAAAGUUGUAUUACUCUUCCCUUACCACCAAAAAAAAAAUUAAACACAGCAGCUCUCAAGGAUGGGAUUAAGGUCACAAGUGAAUGGGCUUAUAACUUUGUCUUUAUAACUCUUGCCUGCAACCUACAAAGUAAGAAUGUUUGAUAGAGGACUAUAGGAUAUACAACAGUUAUGUGAGGUAUCAUAAAUGCAAAUACUUAAAUAUGAGCAGGAAAAAGACAAGGGAUCAUUUACCACUUACAUUGUAGGAGAUAUAAUGGCAUGUGACUGCUUUGGUGUUCUUUACUCUGUCCUUGUAAAGGUGUGAGAAAGCUAUACUGCCACAGGCAAUUUAAUUAAUAAUUGGAAGCCAUAUUGAUAAUGGAUGUGGUAAUAUUUGUAAAGUUUAAUCUACUUUAAGCAGCAGUAACUAAUGGAAUUUUUUUCCUUGAUCACAUAUGUAGCACUUUUGUUACUUUUUAAAGAUAUUUAUAUUUGAUAAAUCCUUUGUUCAUUUUGAGAAUUCAAAAUACCAAACAGCGAACUUGCAUUAUAGAGUCACCCUGCAAUCACCUUGUCAUCUAAUAGUAAAAUGAUGAACUAUCCAUGCAUCGAAGAAAAUUACAUCUGCUGGCAUUGUCUGAAAAUGAUCUCCUGGCAUCCCGAUUAAAUGACAUUGUGUCACAGCCGGUAAGAGGAAACGGAAUCGGAUGUGUCUGAAGCAGGCAUAAGUGCUGUAUGUUUUCUGUCUCCUUCCAUCUUUUCUCUCCAUAUACAAUAAAACCUUUUUUAAUGGGGAAGAAGAGGCUAGCUGUUAAGCAGGGCUUCUAUAUCUUUUGUUCUUCACAUGAACUAUUUCUAAGGGAAUGAAGGUGCCAUUUCUUCUCUUCCUCUUUUCUUCUCUCCUUUCCCUACCCCCACCCCCAACCCCAGACCCCUUUCCCACAUAAAUGUCUUGAACUUCCAAUCAUUGCUAGAGAGACUGAAAUCACUUAUUUUCUCUUUUUUCUUUUUCCCUUGAGUGGAGUUCUGGAGCAUCAUCAAGCUUUUUUAGCCAGUAUUCCCAUUAAGAUCCACACUAACCACAUCAUCUCUUCAUCAGCUAGUCUUGCUAGCUAAGUGUGAGUAGGAGUCAGCACUUUCAGAAGACAUGAAGUUCACAUCUAUCCACGAUUUUGAAGAGCUCGAUUUCAGGGGAAAAUAUAUGUGCUUUUCACAGAUGUGGACAACAGAAAUAAAGUGAAACUCUUUCCCCCUUUUGAUUUCUAUUACUUGAAUAGACAAAUUUGAGUAGCAUGACUUAUGCUCAGGAAUGAAAUCAUUUGAUCCCACCACCAAUUUUCUUUCUUGGUUUGUGAGUCUUUUUUUCAGAGAGAGUAUUUGUUCUCUCCUCUUUCUUUUUCACAGAAGAAAUAUAACAAAUUGUAGCUUUUUUUAUUUUGGGUAGAAUUUUUAUAUGCCUAUUCUCCAAGUGAGUCAGAGAGAAAAGGACAGAGAGAAGAUACUCUCUCUGACAAGCAACAUCUCUGAUUUAUUGUAAGGAGAUUAUGAUAAUUGAUAGCUUCUUUAUGUUGGGGCUGUACUAUCAUUUGUUCUCCCUCUUUCUUUUCAUGGAACAGACUCAAACUGUUAAGACAGCUGCAGCUUCUAAAGAAAUACACUCGUUGUCAUAGCUUAUCAGAAAGGUUGCAUUGUUUUAAAGAAUGAAGGAGAAAGCACCCUUCAGAGAAUAAAGGGGAGUUGAUGAUGUCUCAUAAGUGCAACACCAAUUCUCUAUGCCUCUGGCAACUUGCUAGAAUUGUGGCAAUUUCCAUUUAUGAUAGAUAAGUAAUAAGGAUCUUCUUAUGCUCCUGAGGAGGAGUACUACAAAAGAGGACAAGAAAGAUUCAAACCCCUGAUUUCUCUGGAAGGGGAUGUUAGAAAGCAUUUAUACUAACUCUGAUUUUACACAUGAAGACAUGUAUGCCCAGAGGUAAAAGUGGCUUGUGCAGGUAUUAAAUAGAGCCAGGAUUUGAAGCCAAGCCACCUUAUUCCAAAAUCAGUGCUCUUGUUACUAUACAUUGCUGCCUCUCCUUAUUGAAAAAGGAAAGGAGAUGUUAGUAGAGAAAUGCAAAAACUAACAAUGACAGCCUUCCCUUAGCCAUCACAUUUCCACCUGAAUUUAAAGAAUGACUUCAUUUGUAUCUAGAUGUCAUAACCUAGAUUUCUCUGUUUGCCAUAGGUUUGAAUUCUGCUCUCUUAUCCAAGCUACUGUAGUUCUCCAGUGAAGUUCUUAAGUUAGAUUUGACUUCUAAUACUCUGGAUUGAGGAUUUGGGGGUUGCCCUCCCCAAUCCAGGGUUUUGAAAGCCAUCAGAAACUUUGUUUAGCCCUAAACUUUUAUAUUCUUAAGGGCAUUAUUUAAGCAGUCACAUUGUUUUAAGAAUGCCUGUUUCUUCCCUUUGGGUAGCCACCUUAUCUUCCUUUUCUGGUAUACUAACCUUUUCUCUCCAAAGCAUAUACUGAAAUCAGGCUGCUAGAGGAAUUUCUCAAGGGCUGUUCCUUCCUGCUAAUGGAAAAAGCCCAAUAUUCCUUGCCACAAUUUGUUUAUCUGCUCUUCUUACAGGAACUCUGUACUCACCAUAGUCAGAAGAGUAAGUUUUCCAUGUUUUUGGCAACCCAGUGAGAACCUUGUAAAAAGAUACCCUUCCUAACUCAAUUUCUAUCCACCUCUCAAAAGAGCAAUACUAAAUCGCCACAUCUGAAACCCCAUGCUUUUAUUUCAAAAAUACUUAUUCAGCCUAGCUCAUGUCAGUAUUACUCCCAGGGAGAACUACCCAGGAAAGUUUUAGUCUUCCAAUUCUAGAAACUUUCAAUAGUCAUUUGGUUUCUUUGUUAUGUGUUGGGGAGAGGUAUGCCAUUUGAGCCACAGGAUCUGGACAAUUUCUACAGUUACCUCACAUCACAAAUAGAUGCACUAUAGAAGGUGAAAGGGCACACACUCUGGUGUACUUCCUGGAUGGUGAUGAUGAAAAUGAUCCCAGAUCAAGGUGUCUGGGACAGGGAGGAGCAACAAGACCCAGGGCAAGUGGCAAAAGAAUCCCUUUCAACUUGUGUUUCACUUUCGUCCAAUACAGUUUAUUACUUAGCGUGAAAUAUGAACUCUUCAGUGUGAGGGCAGUCUCACAGUGGUAGGCUUAUUGUAUUGGACUUUGUGUCCAGCCCUUAAACUCUUCACUCAGCAUUGUGAGUUUGAAUUUAGCAUUAUCUUCCCUGUAGGUGAAAACUGUUUUAUGUAUUGGCUUUUUAAAAAAAAGAACAACAAAUAUCAUAGUAACCUAGAGAUAUCUUUCAGUCCUCAUCUCAAAUAACGUGUCUUGGUGACAAGUCACUCGGGAAUAGCAGGCAUUUCUGAUACUGUAGAAUUUGAAUGAGGAUUCUUUUUUUAAUUUCCAGUGGUCUGUGUUUCAGUGUGGGGUAGUGGAGGUGUUCAUUUGGCUCAAAUAUAAAAAUCUGAUCUCUAUAGCACCAUGAGAUGCCUGUUGACAGGCAGUCUUAUCAGUCAAUCAGCAAGCAUUGAUCCACCUGUGUUGUGCCAAGAUACCUUGAUAUAUUUUCACCUUGAAGGAAAAACAAAGGAUUUCAGCAAGAUUUUCAGCUUCCAGGUUUUGACAUUUGUCUGACAGAUUUUAGCGGCAACCUCAGCAUAGUCCAUCACAGCAACCGUGGCAGGCACUAGGUGUAAAGUAAACAAGUGUUAUAGAGUGGAACUCCUUUUCUCCUCUAUCCCUUUUGUCCUUCCUGCUCCAGCAUUGAUUGCUCUGCUCCAGUCUUGGACUCUGUCCACCUGUAAACUGGACAAAUGGUUCAGUUGCCUGUGCUGGUUCAUUCCUAACUGACCAUUCUCUCUCCUCAUUUUAUUAUCCAAUAUCAUCAAACUCUUUUGGGUCUAAUGCCUCUAAGCAGAGAAAUGUCUCUCUUCACAAAUCUUCCUCCCCUCUUCCCCCUGAAAAAAAAAAAAGAUAGCAUCAAAUUCUAGGUUCUCUUUGCAUAUUUGGUUAGAAGAGCUUUUCACAUUUCACACAUUGCCAUGCCUGUAAUUGCUUUUUUUCUUCAGAGGACACACACAGCUUUCUUUUCUUUCUCUGUGUGUCUGUCGUUGUCUCUCCCUCUUUCUCUUUUUUCAACAAGUCUCAGCAAACUCUUAGGCAAUAACUUUUACUUGUUGGCUCUGCUCUCUAUAGCAAAAUUGUCGUUGACAGGUCCUAAUAUUGUAUGUUGUACAUUGGUUGUGUCUUGGGCUCUGAAUGUGAACCAAAUAUCAUGCCAGAGCAGUGGUGGGUUUUUGUGUCAUUUGGGAUUCUUUUGUUUGUUGUUAAUGUUUGACUACUGUCUUCAUUGGGGCUGAAGUAAGACCAGCCAAAUCCAUUUAUAGCUUUACUGAGCCGGAUUUGUUUGUCAGGUUUUCCCAAGUGAAAAGUUUGAUGCAUUGACCAGCUCCUACUGUGUAGUUUAUGGCAUUUAAAGCAGGGGCAUGGGUAGGAAUUGCACAGGGAAAGCAUUCCUUUUUGUGCUCCUUAUUUGCAAGGUUGUUUACUCAGGAUUUGGGGAUCAGUUGUCAGCCAAAGAGAAUUUGGCUAACUGAGCUGCAUGAUCCGAAACCCCUUUCUCAGUUUUUAUAUCAUCUGAUUUAUAGUAUCUAGUAAUGCCUGAUUUAUUCCAUUUAAAGGUAUUGUACACUAAUGAAAAUGGAAGGUUUUCCAGGGGAGGCAUCUGUGAAUGGCAAUAAUCCCUCAAUUUGGUAGGAGCAUUCUUGUCCAGUCAUGGGUUCCCUUCUUUUUUUUCUGUAAUGUCUUGUAUUUUAUAAACAUAUGAUAUGGUCAUUAUGUAUUCUUUACCUCAGUAAGGGAUGUCUAACAUUUAAGAACAGGGAUUUCCUUGGUUCUUUUUUUUAUAUAUACAGUUUAUAACUAGGGCAGUAGGAAGGCCUUAAGAGGACAUGAGAUGAGACUUUCAAUGGAUUAACCUCUGAUUAUUUUUUGGAGGGGUGAAAAGAAUGUAGUAUGAUGGCUCAUUAACUGAAAAAUCAGCUUUCUAUCAUUUUAGUUGUAUUUUUUCCCCUCCAUUCUACAACUAAUGGGAAAGUUCCAAGAGAGACUGAAUAUACACAUAAGUUUAUUGUUUCUUAUCCAGGAAUUCAUUGGGCAUAAUAGAGUUGGGGUAGGACUAGUAUCCCUAACUUUAUGCUUCUCUUCUUUCUUCAUAUAUAUAAAUAUAUAUAUAUAUCAUACCAUCCAAUUGUGGUUACCUAAGAAGGUAAAUUAAAUGUAAUUUUAUUCUGUUCAGGCUUCCUUCUCUCUCUAUUAAAAGUUGAGAAUUACUCAUGAAGGGGAAGCCUUAUAUUUUCCCCAUCUUCUUUUUAUGACAAGUUAUUUGAUUUAUCUACAACCAUCUGAAUGGUAACUAGAAGCUGAUCCAAUACCCUGCUAGCAGUUUUCUGGUGAUUGUGGUGGUGCCAUUUAGAUGAUAGAAAUGGGUGCAAGUGUGCUGGCCAGAAGUGCAAAAUUACUUUGAUUGUGCACGUGUGCGUGGGUGUGUGUGUGUGCGUGUGCAUGUACACCACCAAUACUGUUCUUACAUCAUGGGGUAUACUCUCCUUUGACUUAGAUUUUUAUUUUCUUGCCCUUUUCAAAAUCCAAAUGGAUGCACGUUGCCAUAAUUUAUUCUUCAAUUCAUAUUGAUGUGUGAUCAGAUGAAGGUUUGGCUGAGUCUUUUCAAACUGUAACCAUGGUAAUUGUUUGAGUAGAAUGAAUACAUAAAAAUAUAAUGAUAAUCGUUCUGAAUGACUGGGUGUCCUUUUGACAUGUAAUUAGCUGUUUUAGCAAGAUGUAGAUUGGCAUGGUCAUAAUUAAAAGGAUUUCUGUCCGUUAGAAUAGUGAAAAUAACAGAUUUUACAUUCCCUGCUUAUGUUUUACCACUAAUGUUCUCAGGAACAUUUGGAAUAGCAACUCAGUCGACUCAAAUAAUGGCAGAGUAUUCAUGUUCAUCCAUGAUUAAAAGAGGAGGAUUUUGAUUUGUUUUUCCUUCAUCCAAAAUGAAUGGCUUUGCUUGAUGGUUCCCCCCAUCACCUCUUAGAUUCUUUGCAAAUUAUUCACUUCCUAUUUCAACUCUGAUUACCUAACAAUUGAUUAAAUAUUGAUUAUAGCUUUGACUGGACAGAAUCCAUAGCCAGACCUCUUGGGGGAAAUUGCUCAUAAAACCAAACCCAUUGUUUUUUGCUUGGGCCUUAUAUUUGUUUGCCAUAAAGGAAUUUCCUCAAUAAAAUCCCUGUCUUAGAACUUAUAUAUCAUGUGCCAUAGAGAGCUAUUUUAUAUUUCAGUCAUCAGUAGAAAUUAUGUAUUAAGAAAGUACCAAUUCAUUAAAAAAAAAAAAAGUAAUCUCUCCUAGGAUACAUAACUGAUAUAAACAACACAUAAUGACAGUCAUGUAGAAUUAUUCUAUAGAUUUUAAAUAAAUGUGUAAGUUAAAAACAAAAGUAUAUUGUGUUAGUUACUGUAACAGAAGGAACACAAAUAGGCUUUCAUUUUUCUUCCUUUUUCUAAUUUAAGAACCUUUAAAUUUCUGUCUGAUUAUAGACUCUUAACUUUUAUAUUUGAUAUUUUCCCUGCUUUACUCUCUGUUUCUUUGCCUUUCUCUCCCCAUCCUUUCACCACAGCAAAAAUUCUCAGCCUGCUUUUUAAAAAUAUAUUUCAGAAUACCACCUCUUUUCUUAAAAGUAUCAUCUGGCAUAAAUUCACCCUGAACUUUGAAGGCUCUGCUUACUCACCAUACUUUUUGCCAAGUCUUUAUUAGGAUCAGGGGCUAUGACCCUGCCCUGGGAAAGGUACAAACUAACCUUUGAGCCACCCCUUCUCCUAGCAGAUCAUCAAAUUCUUUUUAAACUAUGACAUAGGAGGAGUGUAUCUUGAUACUAUCCUCUCCCAAAUAAUGGGGGUUUUCCAUGCUUUUGCUGUUGUUUUGCCAGUUGCUUCUUAGAAUAUCUUCAUCUGACCGAAGUUUAGCACCUCUUGAUGAGGCCAGAAUCUAGAUAGACUCCACCAUGGGGGAAGAGAUCUCAAGAUUCUGACAAAACCAAAGCUGACAUGGGCAAAAGAGUGAAGUAGAUAGACCCUUCUCUGCCAGUCUCAAUUAUCUCAUGUGUCCAUGUUUUCUUCACUUUCAACUUUAAAAUCUGCUUUGAAAUCCUUCCCUCACUCUUAAAUACAAUAACUUGGUGGUGUUGUCCUUUCCAGGAUCUGUGCAUUUGCAUUUUAAACCCAAAGCUUGAAGGAAUAAAAUUCUGGCUCAGGAGGAUUUUGGUAAUGAAGAAGGUCCUCAGGAGGGGCUGAUUCAAGGGCCCUUUUGUACGUGUCCAAGGCUCAACUUAAGUUUUUUAAAUGUUCAUAUCAGGUAUUUGCCUAGAAAGUGACUAAUUGAUUCCCAUGUAUUUGUCUGGUUUUAUUGAGUGGACAUGGCCUUGUAUUCUUAUCUCUUAGGACUCAACAGUUGCUGUGCCAGCCACUUGGGUAAAUAAAGGCACCUCAGCUAUGGUGAGUCUUACGGCUUCCUCUUUAACUAAUUUUUCUUUCUUAUUACAUCAGGAAAAGCCCCCACUUAGCUAAAAAACCUCUAGGUAAAAUUCUGAUUUAUGGGAAUAUUGAGAUUUACUGUAUAAUAGCAUGGAGACUGCCACGGGCUAUUACUUAUUUGCUUUUUCAGCCUACCCAUGUUCUUAGAACACUUAUCAGAAGUGUGAUUUAGGUAGGUCAGGCUGUAGGGCCCCAUAGAGGUUUCUUAUAUGAAGCUCUUAUCCUUUAAAGAAUGGCAUAGCAUCUGUUCUGAGGCAUAUAUAUAGUCAUUGGGGCUUUUGCUUCAUUUUUUCCCAAAGAAAUACUAGGAACUUGUGCUCAGAAUCAUUGUUCAUUUCUUUCUAGCAAGUGGAAUCAUCUUGGUUUUAUGACCACCAAGAGGAGGCAGUCAGAGAGAAACAAGUAUCUAAAUUUCUCCAUUAAAAUUUAGAGUCUGUCUAAAGAGUAGGUUUUCUAAAGUCUGAAUCAAGGAGUAUAAGUAUGAUCUGUGAGACAACCUGAUUAUCUCUUUAGUAUUCAAAGGAAAUAGAACUAGCACUACAAUUAAAACCUUCCAACAUGAUCAUCUAAUACUCUAGUGAUCAAAGUUAAGGAUAUAAAGGUAUGUGGCACAUAGGAAAUGACUUGAGCUACAGAUGUGCUCCUUCUUCAUUCCUCUGUGUUAAUGUUCCAUCUGUCAUAUUACUGAUGCCUAAGUCUUUGCCACAUACUCCUAUUGCCACUCCUUUCCCUGCCCCACCCAAUGCAUCAGAAUUAGUGUAAAAAUUAGCAUUACUUCCCAAGGUCUAUUUUUCUAUAAUUUAAAAUCAUGAGGAAUGAUUAGUGUUAUAAUUUUUUAGUCCAUAACAUUUUUUUUUUGGUUCUUCCUACUUAUGGCUAGUGACAAGUGGAAUUAUUUCUUCUUCAGUCACCUAAAAGUCUCCUAAAGUUUUUUACCUUAUAUUUGUAUUGUACCUUUGUACACUAUUGUACCUUUGAAUCUCCUUCUUAUAAGCUGGUUAGUAGGUAAAAGUUACAUUGAAGUAAUCUUCGUUCAACAUAUUAAAAAACUAUUCAGCAAUUAGAGCCAUUCAGUAGUAGAAUGGGAUGCUUCAGAUAGUAGUGUGUUCCCUGUCCUUGGACAUGUUCAGGUAUGGCUUGUUGACCAUCUGUCAGGGACAUCAUAAGAGGAAAUUAUGGACUGGGUCAAAGUUGGACUAAAUGACUACCAAGACUUAAAUUUUAAACUCUCUCAUUUGGCCAUAGUUCAUUUUUAUUUUUCUCUUCUCCUUUCUGUAUUUCCUCCCCUCUCAGAAAUGUAAGCCGUGAGUUUUUUUCUUAUUCCUUCUACUUACACAGCUUCACCAAGAAGUUACAUAUGGAUUCCAUAAAAAGAUAUUUAUUUAAAAGAGAUGACAGCCCUAGCCCAAGUUAAAUUCUUUGCUUUAUAAUUGCUUCAAUUUACCCAUUAGCUCUCUCCAGGUCAAACUAUAAAUUGUAGUAGUCUUGUGGCUUCCUUGGAUCACUAAAACCUCUCCCUUUUCUUUGAGGGCUUAGAGCUCAACAGGAAGUUGGGAGGAUUACUUUUCCAGCUUCUCACCCAUUUGGAGUAUUAGCCUAGACAACAAGACUAUACCAGUGCUUUAUGAAUGUAAAUAAUAACUGUUUGACCAAUGUUGUAUUGAACUUUUUUGUUCAUGUGCCAGAUUCGUUUGGGGGAAGGGGAAUUAUUUGAAUAUUUUUGCCCACCAGAAUAUGUGUGUGUGAGUAUGUGUAUGUGUGUGUGAGAAAGGGAAAGAGAGUAUGUACUGGUUUUUGUACUAAUUCAAAUAAAUAGCAUCAUUUGGUCAGGAAAGCUGGGUUUCAGUAUGCCCGUGUUAGUAAACCCAUGUACUACAUCUUUGUGCUACUGGUAAUGCACACAGUGUACCAAAAAGAAAUUUCUAUCUUUCAGGAGAGUUUUAUUUUCAAAAUUUGGGCAUAUUCUCAUGACAACUUCACAAGCAUAAUUUGCUUUUACUGAGUUGCAUUUUUCUUCUCCUAGCAGCAUCCUUCAUAGUGCUGUGCAGGUUAUAUCCUAUAUCCCUAGUUCUCAUGAAUGAAUCUUCUAAUGUUCCUAAUUCCACUCCUACCUUUUAAUACCCCACUAUGGCUAGAAGUAACCUCCCCAUCUGUGACCCACAGAUUCAUCAGUUAGGAAAGAGUUCUGGACCCAGCACCUGAGUCAACAUAAUGUUCGUCUCUUCUGAGUUUCCUAGGGAUGCAGGAAGCCAUUGGAAUUGGAAAUAUGCCUUCACUGAAAGAUGCCAAGGACAUCAUAGUUGUCUCCCCUGGAAGAGCCCAUAGCCUUGUCUAAUUCCCCAUGGGCUCCCUAUCCCUUCCACGGUCAUGACCAAGAUCGGUGUUCAGUACCUUUAAAGGAUAUAUUUUUAUUUGUUGUUGGGUUUUUUUUUAAGUGCCUAAGCAAGUGACAUAACUCUGGAGCCCACCAGAGAAUCAGGCCUGAUUCCCUCCUCUCCUGGCCCCUCGUUGCCCUUUUUCCUUCCCUGGCCCAUGCACAGCCCUUCUGGGGCAGGUAGAGGGAAAGCACCCUCCACCCAGUGUCACUGGCGUUCUGCGGGCAGAACAUUCAAGGUCAAGCCAGCAGGCGAACAGUCUUCACUGCUUCUUGAUGCUGGCUUUGUUUGUCAUUGUUUUGCUGUUUCUUUUGUUCAUGCGGUCAUGGUCUUGAUUCAUUGAGAACUAUUAAGGAGUCUUGUGUUGCUCAUUUAAAUCCUAACAGCCCUCAAAUCAGGUAGACUCGGAACAUCUCCAGAGCAGAGUAGUUUCUAUCCUUUGACAGCAGUCAGAACACCUCCAAUCUAUGAGGAUAAAUAUUCCUAUAGCUGUGAUCAUUAACCCGGCUUCAUUUUUGAUUAUUAGGAACUAGAAUCUUAGCUGUCUCUCCUCAGCCUCUCACUAGAUUUGAAGAAGCGAAUUGGAAUGUGGCUCCACUUAAGAAAAAACUUCCUAACAAUUGGAGUUCUCCAAAAUUAGGACAAGCUGGCUCAGGAGGUAAUGAGUUCCUCAUCCUUGGGGAUCCUCAAAGCUAAGCCUAGACAGUCAUUUAGGGGGAAUGUUGUAGAAGGGAUUUCUGUUCAAGUACUGGUUGGACAAACUGGAUGGUCUCUGAGGUCCCCUCCAACUUCCAAGAUUCUGUGGAUUACAAUCAAUGUUCACUGGGAUAAUGUGCCGCCAUUGGCAGGGUCUUAAUAUCAAAAUCACAUCUUCAAAAUUUGAGUGUGAGGUGUCUUCAAAAAGAUAUUUUAAGUCCAAUUUAAGCACGGGGGCCUUUAUCAUAAACACAAUGAAUGCGACAGGCAUUCGGGGGGCUGCCCUGGAUUAAAAUCCCGUAACUAAACAGGUCUUGAACAAUUCGUCAUUCUUAAAAGUUUUGACAAAGUACAACAACAGUCCUCGUCCAGGCACUUAUUUCCCUCAGUAGCAUUUUUGCUCUGACAGUGCAGUCACCUGCAAACAUAGGACACCAUCAACUUAAUAAGCAAUGGCAACAUUGCAGGAGGAAUUUCUGCUUUGGAUGGAAUUCUGAGAAAUGAUCAAAUGGGAGAGUACCAUUGUGGGAAUAAAAAGAAGGCCUUCCUGGAGCCCAGAAACCAACCAGGCCUCUUUGUCGAUGCGUCGUCACUCUAGUCUCCAGAUGCUCUUUUUACUGGUUUUACUAAGUGCUUGUCAAUGAGUGAGAAUGUGGGGAAGAGGGGAGAAAUGGCCAUGAAAUGCAAUUAGAGAAGGGAAAGGAAUCUCAGUUUCUGUUCACUUAACUGGACUUGGUCACUCCAUAAAGAGCAGAGGGGGAGGGGAAUUGUUUCCAUUUCAGAACGAUGUGUAUGCGGCUUUGUUUUAAUGUCUCAUAGUAGGGGUGGGAGCUAGCUGGCACAUGGCAAGUUAGAAAGUGGAAAGCAGGUUGAAUGUUUGUAAUUGGAUCAGACACCACAGGCCCGAUGACUGAGGAUUGAUUGCCUGAAAGUAUUUUGCAUUCACCAAACAGUUAGUGACUAGGAUGACCUGUGUUGAGUCAUUGCCAGAUGGGGGGAGGGGGAGGAGAGUUCAGCCUUUUCAGCCUUUUCCCCAGCCUUGGUCAUUUGUGUGUGUUUAUGUCUUUGUGUUUCCAUUUGGGAGUCUCCUAGUCUUUGUUCUUCAUAUCUUGUACACCAUGUGUCCCUGAGGGCAAAUCACACCUGUGUCUGAGUCUGCUGUAAGGUGUUCAGUCUACCUCAAGGGGUCAACAUGGUAUGCUCUAGUCCACACAUACAAUCCUUUUUACAUUACCACACACACUGGAAUGUAUAUCUUUCCCUUCCCCGAUAUCUCCCCCUUUCCCUUAAAUAACCUCUUGACCUGAUCUUUCCUAUAACCACCACAAACUCCUAUUGCAAAUUGGAUGCUGCUUUAAAUGUGAAAACAAUUGUUCAAAAGCUAUAAAACCUGAAUGAAAGCUAAAGCUGAAUUUAUAAGCCUUGUUGCAUAUGAGCCAAAAGUGCAAAAAGCUCUAUAUAAUGAACUAACCUGCCACUCAUAUAAAUAUAAAUAUAUAUAAAUAUAUUAAAAUCAGACUGUUCUACAAAAUUGUGUAUUUGUAUUUUUGUGUACGUACAAUUUUCUGCUAAGCAGAAGGAGGAUGUAGUAUAGGAUGAUGUGAGAAGAGAUUUGGUUUAAUCAUAUUUCUUUGUUACUUAUUUUUGUUAACAUCCAGAUGCCUGUCUUCGUCUUCUAUGUGUAUGACACUGUUUUGAAAGCUGCAGUAUCUCUCCUCCUUAGGGCCAGAGGCCUUUACAGAACAAGACUUGGGGUUUAGAGAGUUACUGAGGUCACAAAAAGUGAAGAAGUCAGUGGCACCCUUUGACCAAGCUCAGUUCCUGGAAGGUCCAUUUAUUGAACAAAAGUUGUCUGUGUAUAACUCUUGGUUGCAGAAUUGGAUUGCGGGUCCAGCUGCUUUGUAACAAUUGGCCGUGCCAGCUCUGACCUAGAAUUAAUUAGCAGGGUCACAAAAUGCCUCUGAAGCUUCGGGCAGACCAUCAGACAAACACCAGAAGGGCAAAAGGGGCUUUGUCUAGAGCCUUUGCAACAUGCAUCCUCCAAUGGGCCCACUACCCGCAGGAGAUUGGGUGUCACCGGGCUGGAGGGACAGGGCCUCCUAGGUUGGCAGCAGAGGGUCAUCUAUGAGAGGAAGGGGGCCCAGGACCCCAGCAUGAUGAUACUUACUGGUCUGAUGAGCAACCACAGUUUUCUUUUGAAAGUUUCACUUCCUUUUCCUAUCUGGAUACCAAAACGACUACUCAGGCUGAGUGGGUGAGGUUUGUCAUCCUGAAGAACUGAGCUGCAAACCUCUUGCGAUCUAGGGGGUUCAGAAAGAUUCCCACACUAAAAUACACAAGGUGGUUGAAAGGGCAGGAAGUUGCUAGGUAAAACCAAGAGGCCAGAUUCUACCCAGAGGCCUGACACAGCCUUUCUGAGGAGGCAUGAGAAUAUCCUGCCACCCUGGGCCCAGAUACCCCUAACCCUAGAGAAAGGGGUGAGUCUAGCCCCACCCCUCAAUUCCAUCCACACCAAAUAAUUCCCCAAUGACCCCUGUAAGCGUUAAUCUGCUCUAGGGAGAGUGAUACUGCACCUUCACCUGUAGGACUCAUAUUUAUAACAAUGUGUAAUGACUGUAGCAAAAGCCCUUGUUUCUAGAUGUGAAUUGACAAGGAAACAAGUGCUCUAUUGUAUUGAUUAAAAUAGUUCCAAUGAGUCCUGUAUCAUUGUAUCUCCUAUUCUGGAUUAGUGCCUUUUGGACAGUAGACUGUUCUGUAAUUAAAAUGUAGUAUAUACUGCUUUUUUGUACAGUUUUGUUUUAAUAAAACUUUUUUUUAAUUUGUGUUUAUUUUAGUAUUGUACCUAUUAGAGAAUAAAACGUAUAACUGAA